AUUUUGCAGAAGUCACUGAUGUUGCCGCCACCCGGUCAUUUUGGGUCAAGUUCCCGCCGUUGUAUCUCGUUGUUCAUCUCAAGAGAAGCAUUACAUUCACAAAGCCAGCAAUACUACAAUACAAGUAAUACUACAGAACCAGAUAGUCUGCAGGAAUAGUGUGAGCAGUGUACUAAUAUUGACCACUUCAACAAUAAUACAUCCUAAGUGUCUUCACUUGUAUCAUAAAGCUCACUUUAUUAUUCUGGCAGUUACAUCCAUAUCCUCAACAUCCAGUGGUCAUUAGUUUCUUACUGUACUUGUAGUACUGUACAUGCAUCCACAUCCUCAUCCUUAUCAUCCAGUGUGCUCUGCUUAAUGUAUACACUCACACAUCCACAUCCUCAUCAUCCAGUGUGCUGUUAUUAGCGUACAUGUCUAUUUUGAUACUGUGCUGCUGAUUUUCAAAAGAUUCUAUUGAGAAAAUAAAUGUUGAUAAUGUGUAAAAACUUGUAAUCACAUUUGUUUCUACUAUUGUCAACUUUAUGCUGUCUUUUAUCUUCUUUAUCAAAAUAAGGAGAUGAAUAUUUUUAAUAUUGUAUAUACUAAUGGAAUUAGGAACUAUAUUUCGAGCUGGAUAAACACAAUAAUUGCCAGUAAUAUGAAGUCUUUUGAAUGGAAAUUAUUGAAGUUUUAUUAAUGAAUGUUUUUAUUUAAUUUCCAAAUUUAUUAUCUCCUUCAUAAACAAUAACGACCUAUCAUUAGUGUAUUAUGAACUCAGAGAUAAUGUUCACUACAGCUAUAAUGUAUUCUAAUCUCUUCCAUUAAACACAAAAUUUUUUGUGGGAGAAACUAGUUUAAAAAUAUUAAUGUCGAUAAUUUGGUGGGAGAGACAUGAACGUGCAUUGCUGAGAUACAUUUUAGGCUCCUCCUGACAGAUACACAUAGAUCUUCAUACAUCUCUAACCUUCAUAUUUUCCACAUCAGCUAAGUCAUACACUGGCAAUGUAAAUCAUAUAGUGGCCAUUUUAUAUUAAUAUAUAUAGUUCAUAGGCAGCCCAGAGGUAACAAAGGGGUUCCUGGUAGUAUAUACAGAACAUUGUAACCCAAAACUACUGCUACAUAGUUUUAACCUUGUACUAAUUUUAUUUGUGACAUUUUACUUAAUCAUAACAGGAAGUUAAUUUCUUACCCAGUAUUAAUCCCAUAUAUUUGUUAAACAUUACAGCAAGUUUAUAUUUUGUCUUAAGUUUUAACAUCAUUUCAAUACAAGUCUAGUGAUAAUUAUUUUUCAAAUCUAAAAUUAGUACAUUGAUAUCCCCAUGAAUACUGUGCUAACUUGUUGCUGCUAAAUUGUAACCUCAAUCAUUCACAUGUUCUAAUGUAUUUUAAAUUUAAGCAUCUACAAUUAUUUGAAUUUAUGCAUUUAUGAGCAACUAUCAUGUUCAUAUAGUACCUUAUUUAUUGAUAUAAUUAAUGGAUGUUAAAUCCCUGUAGCUAAUUGAAGCUUCAGUUAUAAAACUGGUACUUUCUCUAGACUUAGUUUUGGAACAAUAAUGUGGCACUGAGCAGCUUUUAGGGUACUAAGAACUAGCACUCCUGAGCAGCUUUUAGGGUACUAAGAACUAGCACUCCUGAGCAGCUUUUAGGGUACUAAGAACUAGCACUCCUGAGCAGCUUUUAGGGUACUAAGAACUAGCACUCCUGAGCAGCUUUUAGGGUACUAAGAACUAGCACUCCUGAGCUGCAACUGGAGAGAUUGUGUGGAGAAUUAGUAUAUUGAGGACACUAACUGCAUCCUCAUAUAUAGUGUUCAACUUCAAGCUCAGAUCAGAACCAAAAAGAUUCUUCAGUUAUUUCAGAAUGCACAUGCUUAAAUCAUUCAGCAAAAAAUAAAAUUCAGUAUUCUGUAUCUAUAUGACUGAGAUGAAUAGCAUCAUGGAACACACAAGUGUCCCCUCUGGGCAAGAACUUAAUCAGUGUUCAUUGUGUUUAAAAUUAUUUAAAUUUAAGGCUCAUCUUGUACUACACUUGAAAAGUCAUUCAGUAGGAAAACCAUAUCAAUGUUCAAUGUGUCUAAAGGACUUUUUGCAAAAAUCAGAUUUAAUAAAUCACAUGAGAGCUCAUACACAGGAAAAACCAUAUCAGUGUUCAGUGUGUCAAAAAGAGGUUUCACGAAAAUCACACUUAAUAAGUCACAUGAGAGCCCAUACACAGGAAAAACCAUAUCAGUGUUCAGAGUGUCUAAAAGACUUUAAACACAAAAUUUCACUAACACUUCACCAGCAGAGAGUUCAUAAACAAGAAAACCCAUACCAGUGUUCAGAGUGUCCAAAAGGGUUUUCUGGGAAGUCAGAUCUAAUAAAACACAUGAGAGUUCAUACUAAAGAAAAGCCAUAUCAGUGUUCAGAGUGUCUAAAAGAUUUUUCACAAAAAUCAAAUCUACAAGUGCACAUGAGAGUUCAUACUCGAGAAAAAGCAUAUCAGUGUUCAGAGUGUCUAAAAGACUUUUCAGGAAAAUCAGAUCUAAUAAAGCACACCAGAGUUCAUACUCAAAAAAAACCAUAUCAGUGUUCAGAGUGUCUAAAACACUUCUCACAAAAGUCAAAUCUGAUAAGACACAUGAGAGUUCAUACACAUGAAAAACCAUAUCAAUGUUUGGAGUGUCUAAAAGAAUUUUCGCAAAAAACGUGUUUAAUACAGCACAUGAAUAUUCAUUCACAUAAAAAGGCAUAUCAGUGUUCAGUUUGUUUAAAAGAUUUUUCACAGAAACCAUCUCUAAUAAGACACAUGAAAGUUCAUACACGUGAAAAAUCAAAUCAGUGUUCCUAGUAUCUAAAAGACGUUUCAUUAAAAGCAGACCCAGUAUGACAUAGGAGAGCUCAUUCAGUAGAAAGAGCAUAAUAUUUUUGAGUGUUUACAAUCAGAACUUUGAAGUGCUUCUGGAGACCAUUUCAUUCAUGGAUUGAAUGUCUUAUGAGCUAAAAAACAAGCACAACCCUCUUGGAUCCAAUCUGAUUGCCUUCCAUUUCUCAGGCUUUGUAUUCUGUGAGUUCUGAGGAUCAAUAAUCCUAUGUCAUAGUCUCUCAAAUGGUAUCUUCAUUGGAUUCUUCAUCAGUCUGUUACAGUGGAACUAACAUGAAACAGACUAAUGGGGAAGGAAGGGUGUCCUCUUUAUGGAUAAUGAGAUAUAUUGUAAGUCUCAUGGAAAUGGACGUCUGCUAUAUUGAUGGGCUACCAAACACACUAAGAAUGAACUAAGGGUAGGUUUUUACAAUAUACUGCAUGAAUUACAUUACAGUAUAGCUGUACCUGAAAAGCAGAGUUGAAAGUACAGUACAGUAUAGUGCAUACAGUAAUUUUUCUUACCUUUUCUGGUGUGUAGAUGAACUUAAAAAUGUACAGAACAGUAGGGCUUCACUGGCUAGGUUCCAGGCUAAUGCCAGAAAGCAGAGCACCAUUUUUUCCACUUAUAAAUGCAUAUAAAUGCCAGAUAACAAGUUUACACUAACAUAUAUUAAGUUAGGUAUUAAGUCAUGUAGUAGGUUGGUAGACAGUAGCCACCCAGGGAGGUACUACCGUCCUGCCAGAUGACUGAAACAGAAACCUGUAACUGUUUUACAUGAUGGUAGGAUUGCUGGUGUCUUUUUCUGUCUCAUAAGCAUGCUGGAUAACAGGUAUAUCGUGUUACUUCUACUGAAACUUAGGUCACACUACACAGGCAUGCACAUGCAUAUACAUGUAUAUAUAUACAUACAUCUAGGGUUUUUCUUCUUUUUCUUAAUAGCUAGCUCUAGCUCUAGCUUCUCUCUCUCUCUCUCUCUCUCUCUCUACUUCUCUCUCUCUCUCUCUCUCUCUCUCUCUCUCUCUCUCUCUCUCUCUCUCUCUCUCUCUCUCU
Messenger RNA from Cherax quadricarinatus, 3877 nucleotides. The record is from RefSeq and is a predicted model, not a curated record. Lineage: Eukaryota; Metazoa; Arthropoda; Malacostraca; Decapoda; Parastacidae.